ACCCACGAGCCAGGAAGAACACACUCUCUACGUUUCUAUAAAGCAUUUCCUAGAAAUAAAAGGUAGCAUUGCAAAGUGUGACACCAAUAAAAAGACAAAUUAAUUUUCUAUGCUGUGUGCAUGAUUUUCUAUUCAUUCUAUCAAGUAAAAGUAGAUUAAAAAAGGCCACAACUAUUGCUAAAAUAUUAAGUCUGUUUUAACAAGCCUUCUGUUACUUUUGCACAUGACCUAACAUUUGUCUAUCAUACCUCUUGUAUCAUUUGUUUUCUUUAAGUUGUGAGACAAUAAAAGCUCUUGUACCGUUAUACAAGACUAAAUCAAUGUUUCGGUUAUUUUGGUUGCUGACAGUUUGGGUGAGGCAACAUUAUGUCUUCAGCAUGGUGCACAAUUACAUAUAGCAGAUAUGAGUCAAUUGUGGAAAAGUGUGAAUACACAGCAGCAUCUUGCCACUAGUGGGUGUGCCUAGGUGUUUCAUGAGUGAUACUGGAGACGGUUGAUCCAAAGAUAAGAUAAAAUUCAACUUUCUUUUCUCUCUAAACGUCAGACAAAGACGUGCAACAGAUGUUUUUGUUACUUGUUGUAGAUAAUGUUUUUUCACAAUGCUCUGUAUUGCUUUGAUCAGAAUUAUCUUACAGACAGACUUUGGCCCUGUCACCCAGAUAAAGCAGAACUUCAUCAUCAACAGGAAGCCAGGAAGCGAACAGCAGCAUAAGAACACAUGGCAUGAAUCUCGUGAACAACAAGUUGAAAUCUCACUUCACUUCGACUUUGUGUGCAUGUCAUGACGGUCCUUUCUACGAAUGCAAUUUCCAACACUAACGGAUGACUGCUGCUGCCGUUGCAGUCACAAUAUCUGAACCUUCAUCUACAACUGACACUCCCAUGCGUACCUGCCUUUUGUCAUAUCUGCCUCUGCAUUUAUAGGUGAGGAGCAGUCAUUUCCAUCCAGUCAUGAUGGGCAAUUCCACCAUCUUCAAGCUCGACAACACCACCAGGUCCCUGUUUAUAAAUGGAGACCUCAGCAUUGCCAUCUCUGUCAUCUACAUGAUCGUUACUUUGAUUAACUGGGUAGGAAAUGGCCUUUCCCUGUGGCUUCUCAUCUUCCGUACUUCUCCCAAGACCCCCUCCAUCAUCUUCAUGAUUAAUCUCACCCUCACCGACUUGGCCCUCGGUGCCGCCCUGCCCUUCCAGAUCGCAUAUCUGCUUCAAGGAUACAACUGGAAACUGGGAGCCAACAUGUGCAGAGUCCUGACCCUCGUCUUCUACACCAAUAUGUACUGCUCCAUCCUGACGAUGAUGGCCAUAGGAAUCGACCGCUACCUGGGCAUCGUCAGACCCAUGCUGUUCAGGGAGACCAGGGAGAGGAAGUCCAUCGCUGUCGUCAGCUGUGUCCUGUUGUGGGGUGUGGUACUGAGUGUCCUGUACCCACUGAUGACCACAGACCUGACCUUCGAUGUCCCUGAACUCCAGAUUACCACAUGCUUCGAUAUACUGAAGAGUGACAUGCUACCGACCAAGGCUGCCUGGGCCACCUUUGUCGUAGGCAUGGUGUUCGUCCUCUUUCUCUUCCCUUUCUGUGUCACGACAUUCUGCUACGUCAGUGUCAUCCGCAAACUGGCCAGAGAUUCCAAGACAGCCCAGAAAAAGAGAGCGAUACGUCUAGCCAUCCUUGUUCUCCUGGUCUUCACUAUUUUCUUUGCUCCCAACAAUAUUCUCCUGUUGACUCACGCUGUGCUGAGACUCUUCUAUAAGCAGUCUAUCUAUACGGCCUACAAACUGAGUCUCUGUUUCAGCUGUAUCAAUAGCUGCCUUGAUCCCUUCAUUUACUACUUUGCUUCCAAGGAUUUCAGACACAAGGUGAGACAGAUUAUGAAUAUGCACAGCCUGAGUAGUGGGGACUCAAUGAAGUUAGAGAAUAAAGAGACACUGUACUCUGCACAUUGUACUUUCGAAGGUCCAGUGAGAGAAAACAGCAGGGUGUCUCUGGUGCCAAAGCACACCACAACAUAGAGAGACUGAAUGAGAGGAAGAGGAAAAAAACAGAAGUGACAAAGGUGUGAGAGAAAGACAGCAAUGUGCCAACACUGUAUGUCUUUUAGUAUCUACCACAAGCAACAUUAUAGUUUUUUUUGACAAGCUAUGUAGCAUGCACAAGUCCAAACAAAAUGUGAAUAGAAUGUUUGUGUUAUAUGAGCCUUCUCUGAACAAGCUGAAUUUUUUACAUUAUGUUGUCAUAUAUCUCUGUAAAUAGUCUAUAUAUACUGUGUUUGACUAUAAACUGAUAUAGUUGUUUUUUGUUGUUGUUGUUGUUGUAAUUAGUUUCAGAUACCUGUACUAUUUUUUUCCUUAUUUACAAAAUAAAUGUAUUAUUAUUAUUAUUAUUAUUAUUAUUAUUAUUAUUAUUAUUAUUAUUAUUAUCCUGGACAUGUUGAACCGAUUCUGUGUCCCUAGUUAGGAUAAGUGGUUACAGAUAAUGAAUCAAUAAUGAAUGUUUUUGUGAUUGGAUAUUGGAUAUAAAUAGCUCACAGAUGCCCUUACAGUUUUAGGACCUUUUUAUACAAGACAAGUUUUGUGUACUGUUUUACACAUAUGUAUAUAGAAUUUGGCUAGAAUAUCAAUUUCAAUAUUACUUUUUCUUUCUUAAUGAAAGAAUCCAAAUAUUAUACAAGUAAUUUAACAUUUGAAAGCUGAGGGCCCUAUAGCUCGAUCACUACUGAGCAAACUAAGUGUACAGAAACAUUGAUUCAUUAAUGGAAGUGAAACUGUGAAACAAAGCCAUGUCAGUAACAAGAUGUAAUUGUUCAUGGUAUAUGAAUG
Messenger RNA from Centropristis striata (black sea bass), 2817 nucleotides. RefSeq names its product P2Y receptor family member 8 (gene p2ry8). NCBI's taxonomy places the organism in Eukaryota, Metazoa, Chordata, Actinopteri, Perciformes, Serranidae. The transcript is spliced from 5 exons. Gene Ontology annotation, molecular function: G protein-coupled receptor activity. Gene Ontology annotation, biological process: positive regulation of Rho protein signal transduction; phospholipase C-activating G protein-coupled receptor signaling pathway. The coding region runs from base 952 to 2010 and encodes 352 amino acids. Gene Ontology annotation, cellular component: membrane. The record is from RefSeq and is a predicted model, not a curated record.